UUUGAUUCCGAUCAACUUAUUUCUUCAAACAUUACUCUCUUUUCAAUUUUUCUUUUCUUCUCUUUCUCACAGAAGAACAAAAAAAUUCAACGGCCGACCGUUGGUGGCGUACGGAGACGCUUCUCAUCUCAUUUCAGCAGAUCUCAACUCUUCCUUCGCCGGGUUUAUUUGUUCUUCCUUCGUUUUUUGGCUGUUUUCGAUAAAUUUUUUCCAUUUUUCCAUGGCUGCUCCACCCGCAAGAGCUCGAGCCGAUUACGACUAUCUCAUAAAGCUCCUUUUGAUCGGCGACAGCGGUGUGGGUAAGAGUUGCCUCCUUUUGCGUUUUUCGGAUGGCUCAUUUACUACAAGUUUUAUCACAACCAUUGGAAUCGACUUUAAGAUUAGGACUAUAGAGCUUGAUGGAAAAAGGAUCAAACUGCAAAUUUGGGAUACUGCUGGGCAAGAGCGGUUUCGGACUAUUACAACUGCUUACUACCGUGGAGCCAUGGGCAUUUUGCUCGUCUAUGAUGUGACUGAUGAGUCAUCUUUCAAUAACAUUAGAAACUGGAUUCGUAAUAUUGAACAGCAUGCUUCGGACAAUGUCAACAAAAUUCUGGUGGGUAAUAAGGCUGAUAUGGACGAAAGCAAAAGGGCCGUCCCUACCUCAAAGGGCCAAGCUCUUGCCGAUGAAUACGGCAUCAAGUUCUUCGAAACUAGUGCAAAAACAAACUUAAACGUUGAGGAGGUUUUCUUUUCAAUAGCCAGGGACAUUAAACAAAGACUUGCCGAUACUGACUCAAAGUCUGAGCCACAGACGAUCAAAAUUAACCAAGGCGACCAAGCAGCAGGAGGUGCAGCGCCCGCUCAAAAAUCAGCUUGCUGCGGUUGAACGAACUAUUUCGAGGAUGAGAUGAGAUUUGAAGGGUACAUUCUCUAUUACUGUAGUAGCUGUUUUGGUCUUAAAAAAGAAAAACUAAUUUUGUUACAACUUAUAUAUAUUGUUUGUGUUUGUAUUCACUUCUUUGCUUAUCAUUAUUUUUACAAUCUGCUAACUCCUUUGUGUGAAAUGUUUGAUUAUAUUAGAUUAUUUUUAUCACCUAAAUAA
Gossypium raimondii (Peruvian cotton) is the source of this 1084-nucleotide messenger RNA. Its product is annotated as ras-related protein RABE1c. The record is from RefSeq and is a predicted model, not a curated record. Gene Ontology annotation, biological process: regulation of exocytosis; protein secretion. Bases 221 to 868 code for a protein of 215 amino acids. The transcript has 9 exons. Lineage: Eukaryota; Viridiplantae; Streptophyta; Magnoliopsida; Malvales; Malvaceae. Gene Ontology annotation, molecular function: GTP binding; GTPase activity. Gene Ontology annotation, cellular component: plasma membrane.